This is a messenger RNA of Elgaria multicarinata webbii, 1995 nucleotides long. RefSeq names its product Yip1 interacting factor homolog A, membrane trafficking protein (gene YIF1A). The record is from RefSeq and is a predicted model, not a curated record. Lineage: Eukaryota; Metazoa; Chordata; Lepidosauria; Squamata; Anguidae. Bases 163 to 1059 code for a protein of 298 amino acids. Gene Ontology annotation, biological process: endoplasmic reticulum to Golgi vesicle-mediated transport. Gene Ontology annotation, cellular component: endoplasmic reticulum membrane; COPII-coated ER to Golgi transport vesicle; Golgi membrane. The transcript is spliced from 8 exons.
AGGCUUUGAGGACGUGGCUUGGACUCGCUGCCUUCCUCCCCUUUGAUCUCAAGUUUUUUGUGGGGGUUUUUUUUGGGGGGGGAAGGGGCUGCAAGUUUGAGCAGACUUUUACACGCGAGGAGGCGAACGUGGGGAGCGUCUUGCGAGUUACCGUGGGGCGUCAUGGCUUAUCCCCCGGGCUAUGGGGGGCCAGGUUCCAAACACAGGACAAGGAUCCCUCCUCCCGUCCCGCAAAACGCCAAUGCUCCCCAGCUCUUCGAUGACACCAGCUCAGCCUACGGUCCGCAGCAGGCGGGUUACCCUGCCCCGGGGAUCGACAUGGGCUUCAACCAGAUCUUUGCCGACCCGGUGGCCAAUGUAGCCAUGGCCUACGGCACCACCAUUGCCUCUCAGGGCAAGGAUAUCGUUCACAAAGAGAUCCACAGGUUCAUGUCAAUUAAUAAGCUGAAAUACUUCUUUGCGGUGGACACCACGUAUGUGAUGAAGAAGUUGGCCUUGCUGGUCUUUCCUUACGUGCACCAGAACUGGGAAGUCCGCUAUCACAGAGACGUACCCCUCACUCCCCGGCAGGACGUCAACGCACCUGAUCUCUACAUUCCCAGUAUGGCCUUUAUUACUUAUAUUCUGCUCGCCGGGAUGGCUCUUGGUUUACAGAAAAGGUUUUCCCCGGAGGACCUGGGCAUGUGUGCCAGCUCGGCCUUCGUGUGGGUGGUGAUUGAGGUCCUAGCCCUCUUGCUAGGCCUGUACCUCGUCACCGUUCAGACUGACCUGAGCACCUUCGACCUACUGGCGUACUGCGGCUACAAAUACGUAGGGAUGAUCCUCAUUGUGGUCGGCGGCCUGAUUUUUGGCAGCAACGGCUACUACGUUGCCCUGGCCUGGGCCUCGUGUGCGCUGAUGUAUUUCAUGGUCCGCUCCUUACGGAUGAAGAUCCUCCCGUCGAUGGUGCAAGAGGGGCUGAGCCGGCCUAGCGGGCGGGCACAGAUGUACGUCACGCUUGCGGCCGCCGCUUUCCAGCCCUUGAUUCUGUAUUGGCUCACGGUGCACCUGGUGCGUUAAAACAGGCCGUGGGGCUGUCCCGAGGCUUGCGGACCGUGCUUUAGUGAGGAGCCCUCUUUCUGCCCACCUUGCCGCACCCACCCCAAGUCCCACGACGUAUAUCCCCCGAUCUCUCCUUCUCUUCUCCCCCGGCACCCCCACCUUACUCUGAGUCCUGGGCUCUGAAGGAGAGGGCAGGCGGAAGGCACUCAGGCUCCGUUCCCGCACGGAACGAGGCCGAACGAAGGCCGAAUGUGUCCUCUCAACACUUCCAUCCUGAGCGCAGGGGGGAAACGGCGGUGGUCCCAAAUCUGAGCUCAGGGCUGCCCUGAGGGCAGGCCCUGAAUCUGCCUCCCCCAUUUCCAGGGGCAAUGGUACACACCUCCUUGCUUUGGAGUGUGUGGGGUUGCGGGGAGGCUGGACUGGGUGUGUAUGUGUGUGAGGCAGGGCUUCUCCAGAUUCUCUCUCGCUCAGAGCAGCAGUUUUACUAUGCAAAUACUGAAGUGCUGGAUUGCUGAUAGAUCUUGUUUUUUGGCCUUCUGGAGCAAAGUGCCCUGACCUCUCCCUUCCCAGCCUGUCUGUUUCCUGCAUGCUGGGAGGCCCUCCAGAUGUUUUGGACUACAGCUCCCACAAUCCCUGAUUGUUAUAGGAGUUGUAGUCCAUCUCCUCUGGAGUGGGACACUUGGUUAGCUGCCACCAAUUGAUGUGAUGGUUCUUGCUGGAUCCCUCGUUUUGCUCUCUACCUGAGUGCCAGCAGUUGAUCUCUAUAGGGUGAGGACGCAACUUCUCUGGAGCGUUGAUCUUGAGCGGCUUUCUUUUCACGAAGGACUGUGCUCUUCUUCGCAACCCAUUCUGUAUCACUGAGGUAUCGAACCUCUGAUUAAAGCAACUUGGCUCUACGGGAGGAAGUAAAUAGGAAUUUUACUUUUGCUCACUUACACACACACACACACACAC